AUGAGGUUUCAAGUUAACAAGCUUGGAAAAAAGAAAUCAGAUGGUAGCUUUUUGUUUCGUGAUAUCAACAUUUUGUUAGACGAAGGCGAGACUUUGGCGAUUACUGGACCAAGUGGUGUUGGAAAAACCACUUUAUUGAAAUGUAUCGCCGAGUUGACAGUAUUCGAAGAAGGAUCGCUUUAUUUAAAUGAAAAGUAUAUAAUUUUUAUUUAUUUUUUAUGA
Molecule: messenger RNA, 222 nt
Organism: Ambispora leptoticha
Lineage: Eukaryota; Fungi; Glomeromycota; Glomeromycetes; Archaeosporales; Ambisporaceae
Source: the annotation of a GenBank genome assembly